Messenger RNA from Trachemys scripta elegans, 3461 nucleotides. RefSeq names its product heterogeneous nuclear ribonucleoproteins C1/C2-like. The transcript is spliced from 5 exons. The coding region runs from base 3 to 614 and encodes 203 amino acids. NCBI's taxonomy places the organism in Eukaryota, Metazoa, Chordata, Testudines, Emydidae. The record is from RefSeq and is a predicted model, not a curated record.
GGAUGGGGGCAUGGGGGGGCACAGCUACCAUCAUGCUCACCACUGCGAGUGACUCGUUCUCACCUCCCUUGCUAUCUUCUCUCUCCUUCUGCAGCAGUAACUGUGACCUGGACUAUGAGCUCUACAGGGACGAUUUCCCUUACAGGGUGUACGAGUACCAGAAGAUCCCGCCCCUUAUUAAUCGCAUUCCGGUCAAGACCAGACGAGCCCACGUGGGAGCAGGGGGCAAGAGCAGCCUGAUCCCCCACCCGGGGCCGAGAGGCAGCAGCAACGCACCGUUGGGUCGGACAAAGCUGCGUGCCGAAGAGCUGCAUUCCAUCAAGGGAGAGCUGAGCCAGAUCAAAGCCCAGGUGGACAAUCUGCUGGAGAGUCUGGAUCGGAUGGACCAGCGGCGGGAGCGGCUGGCUGGGGAGAGAGGCUCCAAGGAGGGGGAGAAGAAGAAGAAGGCUCAAGUGAGUGAAGAGCCCUCGUACCCGGCGGGGGAGCCGCAAGGGAAGGAGAGCCCAGCUGCCGACGCGCAGAGCGACCUGAGGGACAUCGACAGUGAGGAGGAGAGCACAGACACCGAGGAGACGAUGAAAAACCACACGUCAGACCCGGAGGGCAGCCAGUAACCGGACUGGGGCGCCACAGCCUUCCCCAGGUUGGCUAGCAUUUCCUUUCCUGUGUUUGUAUUUCUUUCAAGGCCGCCAGCUGGUGCCACACAUGACAUGAGUGUACCUGGUCUCAGCGCUAGCGCAACAAAGCCGUGUCCCGCGCCUCAUCAUUUCCGCCAGCACCAGACCCCACCACACGGAGGGAAAUCUCGGUGUUAUGAUUGUUCCUUUUAGCAGCGGGGGAAAUGUAGUGUGGGGGAAGGGCAGGUAGAAAGCCCCCGAGGCGCUAGACUGUCUGGACCUGGUGGCGUAUUUAAGACCCAUGUAGAAAUCCAGGCAGCCCUCGCUUUGUCCGCAACCUGCACUGUUGGAACAAGAGGGUGUGUUGCUCUGUUGGUUCCCAAGCCAUGCCAUUGCUGUAUGCAGCCCUGUGCCAUGCAAGGGACCCACUGUCUCCCACUGCAGGGUUCCCCCUCCCAGGCCCUACGUCACCCCCUCCCGCUCAGGGACUAGCUCAGGCCACGUGCAGCAUCGGUGCAGGAUGGAGCUCCCGUCAUUCUCUGUUUUUCCUGUGUGCCUCACUGUGGCUUCUUGCCCUGCCUCUGGGCCUUGAUUGGUUGAGAGACGCCUGGUGCCACAGGAAAAACACCCUGGCUUUGGCCACUCUGCUCAAAUGCCAGCUUCAUCCGGAGCAGAACAGGGACCUCCUGGGGGACCCUUCCCAUCGCCUGUCUGCGUGACCCUCGUCACGGAGCUCAGUGAACCUUGCAAUGAAGCGGUCCUAGAAAGAGCCAAAAUGUCACCCACUCAUGGCCGCAGCAGGCCGACGCGCUCGCCCAAGUCAACAUUUAAGGCCCCGAGUUCUCGCUGCACCAGGUCGUUCAGAGCAGGAUUUCCAUGCCCCGAUGGGAUGGUCAGGCUCUUGCAGUCCGGCAGAGCGAGCAGGGAAGCAGCAGGCAUUUAUUCCUUGCCUCCCACAAGGGCUAGCGCAGGGCUGCAGCGUGGUGACCCGCAGACAAAACGCUCCAGGACUAGCCUUGCUGCUUCCUUGUGGUGCUCAUGGAAAUCUCAACGAGGCAGAGCUCUGCUGGGACAGAACUGGCUUGUCAGCUACAGCUCGUACCCUGGGGCUCAGCCAUGUCCCCAGCGUUCAGUCCCCCAGCCAAGGCUGCAGCAUCUCUCCGAAUUGCUGCUCGCUCUGCCGAGGCAUGGCUGGUCACCAAAGGGGAUCCCUUCCCCCCAGGGCUGCUAGAGUAACAAACAUUCCCCCUUCUGUGGAAUCACUAGGAAACCACAGAGCAAGAAAUAUCAUUUCCAUGUGCCAGGCCUUUUAGAGGCAGGCAGAAAUCUCCUGGCCUGGAGAUUUUACAUCUAAACCUCAAGGUUAGAGGACAGCACUGGGAGGCAGGUUUGAGCGCUACACCUAGCUCUGACGCUGGCCUGCUAGGUAACCUUGGCCAAGUCACUCCACCAAGUCUCUUGUGCCUCAGUUUCCCCAUCUGCGAAAGAGGGACAAUAUACAAGCCACUGCACAGGUUCAUUGGGAGACUUUAUUUGCUGACCUGUACGUGAAACAUUUGGACCUGGCUUCACUAGGGAAAAGGUGUGGUUAACCUAUGUAACAAUCCUAAUGUAAACACGGCCAUUGUUUUUAGCCUGUCUUAUGAGGAGGGGUAUUUGUCUAGCUCCAGGACCCCAAUGCUGUACAAACACCCAACAUAAAGAUGAGCCGUGCCCGAGAGAGCUCACAUGCCAAGAGCUGGAGCCAGGCAGCCGGGGCACAAGGGACCAAUGCCAGCACUGGUCAGCGGGACAGGCAGAGCGCCCAGCACUCCAGCAGCCUCGUUGUUGUUGGCGGCAUCACAGCAAAGGAGAGUUUUAAGGCAGGGUUGGAAGGUGGAUAAUGCGGCAGCUCCAGGGAUGCUGACGGGGCACAGCUACCACGUGGGAGAGGCAGCCUGGGCAAGCAUGAAGGGGCUGGUUUGAAGCUGUAACAAGUGGGUGAUGGAGAUUGGCCUCAUGGUCUGGUCAGAGGCAGGCGCCAGCAUCUCGCUAGUGAACAAGAGACGGUAGGUUGGGUGGGGACAGGCUGUGAAGGGCCCCAGAAGUGAGGACAAAGGCUUCCUUCCAUUUGAUGUGCUAGAAAGGGAGGCUGGUCAUAGCAAACACGAGGCGGGAGCCAGUGGUUCACGUUGACCAGCUACAACUUGCCUUGUCUACACUGGGAUUUUAACCCAGGUUAAAAAUACAGCUUGAUUCCUAGUGAAGACACAGCCUUUGAGACCCACAAAUGGAAAGGGCUUCGAGUGCUUGGUACUGCCAUUACGUGGAUGCUGGUAACAGCCCAGGGCCUCCUAGCCCUGGCAGUGUGGCUGAGAAACCGCCAUCAAGCCAGUGCCCCUCCGUGGCUGUGCAGAGCACCCCUAAGAAGCUGUCGCUGUUUGCAAACUGGAUAGCUUUGAUUUUCCGCUGGCUCAGAAAAGGUUUUUCCUUUAGUCUCACAUGGCUUCUCUAUACCGUGCUAUGUGAUAUGGUUCAGAGUCACUUCCUAGGAAUUCCAUGAGCAGCUUUACCAGAAAUAAAAGGAGUGGGAUUCUUUUCCCAGCAGGCUAAUUCCUGCUACGUGAACAAUGACAUGCCCGUGCUUUGGGUUGUUUCACCUUCACCCAAAGAACCUGUAUUCCCCCUCUGCCCCCAUACUACUGUGUUUUGGAACAAUUGUAGCUCCUUUCCGUGUCCCUCAUUUCUAGGUAGUCUCUCUCACGCUGGUAGGAAAUUGUGUCUGUAUUUCUAAUUUGCUCUGGAAAAAGAGUGUAUUUGUGUUGGAAGGAAAAAUAAUAAAUUUGUAUUUCUUUUCUCUGGUUA